CAAUAAGGAAGGCGAUAAUGGGGGUGAAGUUGCUCGUUUGGUUACGCGAGUGUGAUCACAGCAGUUAAGUGGCAGAAAUUUGGGCGCCUUAAAAGUGAGAAGAGGCUCCAUGGAUCUGCAGGAUUUCCUUCUCCGUGCUCGAGUCUUGAAGCUUUUCAGGCAAGCAUUGAGAAUUGCUGGCCGAGCCCCUUCUUCUUCUAGAGCUGAACUGAGACAGACAAUUAGACAAGAGAUGGAAAAUAAUAGAAAUUGCAAUGACAAGCGAAGGAUCCGAUACUUGAUUAGUGAGGGAUUGGAUAGACUGAAACGACUGGAUGAAAUGCUUGAUAUGCAAGGUCACCAUUGAUCGAGUGAAUAUAUAUCGGUAUGUAAUAAAAUAUCUUCCCUUUACAGAAGAGUAAACAGUCAAAUUCAUUCAUGAAUUUUAUGUAUGGAUAAUAUAAGUCCUUGAAUAAUGGAAAUUACGCUUAAGAUUCCUGAAUGUGUAAUUUUUGGUCAAAUUAGUCUCCACGCCCAUGCAUCUUGGGGAUUUAUUUCCAUAACAGAAAUACACAUUUGGGAACUAGUCUGACAGUCAAAUACAAAUUUAGGGAUCGCAACUGUAAUCUUCAUCUUUUAAGAAUUAAUACAAUUGAUACUGUAUUUUUUAAGGAUUAAUUUGAUUAUUUAAACUUUUCGAGGAUUUAAGGUAUAUUAACUAGCCAUUUCAAGCGGUAAGGAAAAAAAAACGAAAAGAAUGCCCGCAGAAAUUUGUUUCCCUAGUUUUUACAAUAAUAUCAGGUGUUCAUUUUUGGUUUUCGUCCUACAUUAUUAUUUUUCUCUAUAUGAUGGUAUUUCACAUUAAUCUGGCUGCAUGUUCUACUUCUAACAGUUUUUACCAAUGUUUCAUGGUGACCUGAGUUCUCUUGGUCUGAAGAAUUUUGAGUUGAAAAUAUGAACCACGGAAUACAUGAAAGCUGUACCUCUGCUAAAGCAAUCACAAAGGGUAAAUAGAAGGACGACUUCGGGUG
Abrus precatorius (Indian licorice) is the source of this 1010-nucleotide messenger RNA. RefSeq lists its product as uncharacterized. The coding region runs from base 110 to 346 and encodes 78 amino acids. The record is from RefSeq and is a predicted model, not a curated record. Gene Ontology annotation, cellular component: mitochondrion. The transcript is spliced from 3 exons. NCBI's taxonomy places the organism in Eukaryota, Viridiplantae, Streptophyta, Magnoliopsida, Fabales, Fabaceae.